AUGAUGCUGGCAAACGAGUUGACGCUGGAUGGAACUGAUCCUGAGCGCUUGAAGGCGAUUACCGCCGCCCUGAAGGUCAACACGACGCUGAUUUCCCUCGCGUUUGAGGAGAACGCUCUUGGGCCUGAAGGUUGCACGGCGAUUGCAGAAGCACUCAAGAUGAACACAGCCCUAACGUCCCUACACUUGUACAGUAACAGUCUUGGACCUGCAGGCGGAACGGCGAUUGGGGAGGCACUGAAAGUCAACACCACGCUGACAUCGCUCAACCUGGCCCACAACGACAUUGGACGUGAAGGUGGGACGGCGAUUGGGGAGGCACUGAAAGUCAACACCACGCUGACAUCGCUCAACCUGGCCCACAACGACAUUGGACGUGAAGGCGGAACGGCGAUUGGGGAGGCACUGAAAUUCAACACCACGCUGACAUCGCUCAACAUUGGCAGCAACUCGAUUUCAGGCAGACUUGAAUCAGCCAUCAAUUCGGCUCUGAAGCGAAACAAGCAGCUUGCAGCGCGCACGGAAGAGCUCGUGGCCCUUCUUGAGCAUGGCUCCGUGCCACUCUCAACGGCCAAGGUGUUUGUGUGCGGGCAUUAUGGCAUCGGCAAGACCACCCUCAUCAACACGCUGCAAUCAGCUCCAAAAUUCUUCAACACCAUGGUGCGCCGCCGUCGCAAAACAUAUGACGAGCCAGAUCGCCCAGAUCAGCGCACCCCCGGCAUUGAGAUGUACGACUUUGCACUCACGAGGGGCAAGUCAUCUGGCAGCGUCUCGCUGACGCCAUCGCCAACUGGCGCAGCAGGAGGGAGCGAAGACUCAUCCAGUCACGAGACAACGCUCCCACCAUGCAAGCUGCGGGUGUAUGAUUUCGCUGGGCAGGUGGAGUACCAUGUGGUGCACGAGCUGUUGUUUGCGGACCACAACGCCGUCUUCGUCGUGUGCGUGGACGUGUCCAAGGCCAUGGCCAACGUGGAGGCGUCUGUGCUGUACUGGCUUCGCUUCAUCAAGACGCGCCUGCACCAAGCCGUGCACCGCUCAGCGCAUCCACCGCACGUGUUCAUUGUUGGCACGAAGGCAGACAAACCACACGAGCACAACACGCUGGUGAAGAUGACAGCAGACGCAUUACCACAUGAAUCUGGUAUCUCUUUGCCGCCAAUGCAAUUUCCGAGUGGCGACGCGCUGUUGCAGAGCCGCCAGCUGCAGGAGUGGUUUGGUGACACGAUGCGCAUCCAUCCACACGUGAUACCUCUCAAUUGCCAUGACUUGGGCGGUGCCUGCAUGCAUCACCUGCGCGAUUUGCUUCAUGCCGCGUGGAUGGAUGUCGUGCAGCAGGACAUUCAAGUGCCCAACGUGGUGGAGCUGAUCGCUGAGGGGCUGCAGCUGUGCAGGAAGGAGGGUGAAGGUCCAUGGGCACUGCACCGGCUCUUCCCUUUCGUAUCAGAAAACAUCCCCGGGAUAGAAACCAUUGCGGGCUGGAACGAGGACAUCUUCUUCAAGGCGCUCAGGUGUAUGCUUACCGAGGUCGAGGAGGAAAUUGAGGGCAUCGAGUACGACCAUUUCGUGCUGAGCCACGCCCACCUGUCCUCCUACCGGCCCCAUCCAGCCGGAUAUCCGCUCCAGGACGUGGAGGACGCCGCCGCCGCCGGUGAAACGCUCAUCAUUCGCUCGGUGGACAAUGUAUCCAGCUGUGGCAAGAAGGAGCACGUGCGGGACGAGCUGAAGCACCUCCUUCGUGAAGACCUCUUCCUCGCACCUGUGCAUGAGGAGUAUGGGAACGACGCGUAUGAUGCGUGA
This is a messenger RNA of Salpingoeca rosetta, 1797 nucleotides long. RefSeq lists its product as uncharacterized. Lineage: Eukaryota; Choanoflagellata; Craspedida; Salpingoecidae. The transcript has 8 exons. The coding region runs from base 1 to 1797 and encodes 598 amino acids. The record is from RefSeq and is a predicted model, not a curated record. Gene Ontology annotation, molecular function: protein binding.